Messenger RNA from Brienomyrus brachyistius, 394 nucleotides. RefSeq names its product nicotinamide/nicotinic acid mononucleotide adenylyltransferase 1-like. Gene Ontology annotation, biological process: NAD+ biosynthetic process. Bases 153 to 389 code for a protein of 78 amino acids. The record is from RefSeq and is a predicted model, not a curated record. The transcript is spliced from 2 exons. NCBI's taxonomy places the organism in Eukaryota, Metazoa, Chordata, Actinopteri, Osteoglossiformes, Mormyridae. Gene Ontology annotation, molecular function: nicotinamide-nucleotide adenylyltransferase activity; nicotinate-nucleotide adenylyltransferase activity.
UGGACCCUGUCCUUCUGCCCAUUCAGAAACCUGCAUGUGACUACAUGUACAGUAGUGUCAUUCUGUAAUGUUUCCCAUUUCAUUUUCUGCAGGUACCGAAGAAAACAAAGGUGGUGCUGCUGUCUUGUGGCUCCUUCAAUCCAGUGACGAACAUGCACCUGCGCAUGUUUGAACUGGCACGGGAUCAGCUGGAGGACACGGGACGGUAUGAAGUGGUGAAGGGGAUCCUGUCACCAGUGGGCGAUGGCUACAUGAAGAUAGGCCUGAUCGAGGCCAGCCAUCGGGUGGAAAUGGCCAAGCUGGCGGUAGAGAGCUCCAGCUGGAUUGAGGUGGACAGCUGGGAGAGCAGGGAGGCCGAAUGGCUGGAGACAGUCAAAGUGCUGCAGUGAGCUCG